AUGCGUACUGGUUAAACAAGUUUAUUUCAACUUCUUGACACGGUAAACGCAACAGCAUGAUGGGGACGCUCGUGAUGCUGACGUGUAUCCUAGUCGGGUGUUUUCAGGCGAUAGGAGGGAUGCCACCUUUGGAGCGAGAUCUCAUUGAGUUGUUGGAAAUCGCAAGAGGUCGUCAGCAUUCUACUAAAAAUCACCGUCCAAGUUCAUCGUCCUCGUCCUCGUCGGCCUCAUCGUCCUCGUCCUCGUCGGCCUCAUCGUUCUCGUUCUCGUCCUCGUCCUCGUCGGCCUCAUCGUCCUCAGAAGAAGAAGAAGUAGAUAUUUCGGAGUCGGGAUUUCCCUCUAUCUCAGGGCCUGAAAAUUUCGAUGAUAAGAUCGCCAUUAUUGGGGCGGGGCCUGCUGGCAUUCACAUGGCUUUGAAACUGAAGAGGGCAGGAUUCCAAAACGUUAUAGUGUUUGAGAAGGAAGAUAAAGUAGGCGGAAAGUCGAAGACUCUUACUUACCGAGAUGUAGUUCAUGAGAUGGGAACAUGUUAUACCCAGCCGGAUUACACAGAGCUGUACGAACUUCUAGAAACUUACGAUGCUGGAAAUCUGAUUCCGGUACCUGGUGUCACAGUAUGGAGGGGAGAAGUCAUGAUUCCAGGACAAGUUAACACACUAAUCCCUGUCGCCCAAAGCUUGCCCGAGAAUGCGACUGUUGAAGAUAUCCAAAACGCCUUCCUUGCCGCGGUUAACCGAUACGUAACUGUUCAUCAGCAAUUAUUUGGAAAUUACUCCGGUGAAUUGAUGCCUCGUCCGGAUGAAAACGUAUUUAAAAAGGAACUCAACAUGACGUUUUUGCAGUUUUUGGAGAAGUAUGAAGCAGAAUCUCUUGCACAAAUCUUUCUUCAGGCGCACACAAUCCAGGGCUAUGGCCACUUGGACGAAAUUCCGGCAUUGUAUGGAUUGACAUGGUUGACCCCGAACUUUCUAUUAAAACUUCUAGACCCUCCACCAGAAGAAGUAUCGUAUAUCAAACUACUGAGUAGAGGUUAUCAAACGGUAUGGGAGGAAAUUGUUAGACAGGAAAACAUCGACGUUAGACUUUCCAGUCCUGUCCGAAAGAUAUUUCGAAAGGGGAAAAAGGAACGAGGAAUGAGAAGAAAGAACCGUUCGGAGUUCACUAUACUAUAUGAUAAUGCUUACAUCUACGGACGAACAGAAGAAUUUGACUUUCUGAUACUGACCCCCGAGAUGAAACUGCUAUCCGAUUUAGAAAUCAUUGACUUCAACGAAGAGGAAAGUGCCCUGUUUGAGAAAAUGAACCAUUAUUAUUACGCAACGUCACUGGUCGAUACUACAUACGGAGGUCGUAGGGGGUUAACGCCACAAAGCUACUUCGCUGAUAAUGUGGAAUCAAAGGAGGACAUGAAAGUUUGGGCUAAGCGAGACUCAUAUAACAGCCUCGUAUAUAAUGUAGGAGAGAAUUACACCAAAGGCUUGGUUCCCGGAGCUCCAGAUGGAAAAUUCAUACAAACCUCGGUAUAUUAUCAAUUCUCAAAAGCAAGACCUAACGAGACAGAUCUAGAGAACGAGUUAAAGACACACAUUGAAGAUAGAGAGGAAGCAACUGUGUUGAACAUCCGCGAUGUCUUCAUAUGGGAUUACUUUCCACAGUUCUCCGUUGCUGACAUUGCAUCAGGAAUAACAUGGGAUAUAUUUGACAUCCAGGGAAAGCAUAAAAUUUGGUAUGCAGGAUCCUCUGUGUAUUUCGAGUCAGUUAAAUCUGUUUUGGAGUACAACAACCUGAUAUUCCGUCAGUACCGCCUGCCCGAAGAAGAAUAGUACCUCAACAAAAAAUUGAUUUCCAUUUCGAAGCAGACCAGAUCUAGAAUAUAUUACAGAUCAUUUACUUCAAAAGUAUGAGCUUAUGCUACAGUUAUAUCAUAUCAAAUAUCUAAAAUAGUGUAACGAGUUUGGAGCCAUAUUUCUUUUACGUCAGUAUAUAUAGUUUUAUACAGUAGCACAAAAAGAAAGAACCCGAGCGCUUUACCCCGGCAAUAUUGUAUUAAAACCCUUCACCGACCCGUACGGAUUCGUUGUUUUCAAUGAGACGAAAUCGAUCAACAACUAAAUGGCAUACAUGAGUCACCCAGGUGACAGAUUUUGAUCGCCUUUCAUCCAUCGUCAUGUUGUGCGAUGUGGUCGUGCAUUAACAAUAACAUUUUCUUCUCAGAAACCGUCAGUAAGAUUUUAAUGAAUUUUAUUAAAUUAUUAGCCAAUUAUGGGGAUGGUAGGGAUCAUCAUCGUUACUCAAAAUGAGUCUGCCUCCAAGGGAUUGAGGGUUUGGACAGUAAUUAGUCACAAAGUGUAGAAACCUUCAAAAGACUUCUCCUUUGUAACUUACCGUAAUGGGUUGGUGCUUUGAUAACUUGGAUAAGAUUUUACGCU
Mizuhopecten yessoensis (Yesso scallop) is the source of this 2429-nucleotide messenger RNA. RefSeq lists its product as uncharacterized. Lineage: Eukaryota; Metazoa; Mollusca; Bivalvia; Pectinida; Pectinidae. The record is from RefSeq and is a predicted model, not a curated record. Bases 57 to 1823 code for a protein of 588 amino acids. The transcript has 5 exons. Gene Ontology annotation, molecular function: oxidoreductase activity.